CAUUCCCCCGUCCCAGGCCCCCCGCUCUUAGCGCCCUCGGCAGGCCCGCCGACGCCCCCGGCCGCAGCCCCGGCCCUCUCGGGUCGGCCGGAGUGGCCGGUUACCAUGGUGAAGCUGGCAGCCAAAUGCAUCCUGGCAGGCGACCCCACUGUGGGCAAGACGGCGCUGGCCCAGAUGUUCCGCACAGAUGGAGCGCUCUUCCAGAAGAACUACACGCUGACCACGGGGGUGGACUUGGUGGUGAAGACAGUGACUGUUCCAGACACGAUGGACAGUGUGGAAUUCUUCAUUUUCGACUCGGCCGGCAAGGAGCUGUUUUCUGAGAUGCUGGAUAAAUUGUGGGAGGCCCCCAACUUGCUGUGCCUGGUCUACGACGUGACCAACGAGCAGUCCUUCCAGAGCUGCGCCAAGUGGCUGGAGAAGGCGCGGGCGCACAGCCACGGCGUCUCCCUCCCAGGUGUGCUGGUCGGAAAUAAGACAGACCUGACCGGCCGGAGGACCGUGGAUGCGGUGGAGGCCCGGACUUGGGCCCUGGGCCAAGGCCUGGAAUAUUUUGAAACCUCCGUGAAGGAGAUGGAGAACUUCGAAGCCCCCUUCCGCUGUCUGGCCAAGCAGUUCCUGCACCUGUACCGGGAGAAGGUGGAGGGCAUCUGGGCGCUGGUGUGAGCGGCCGGGGACGCCCCCCACGUGGACAGACCCUCUC
Molecule: messenger RNA, 703 nt
Organism: Sorex fumeus (smoky shrew)
Lineage: Eukaryota; Metazoa; Chordata; Mammalia; Eulipotyphla; Soricidae
Gene: IFT27
Product: intraflagellar transport 27
Exons: 7
Coding region: 106-666 (186 amino acids)
Cellular component (GO): Golgi apparatus
Molecular function (GO): GTP binding; GTPase activity
Source: RefSeq, a predicted model, not a curated record